This is a messenger RNA of Zychaea mexicana, 1699 nucleotides long. Its product is annotated as Metallo-dependent phosphatase-like protein. Lineage: Eukaryota; Fungi; Mucoromycota; Mucoromycetes; Mucorales; Lichtheimiaceae. The coding region runs from base 499 to 1593 and encodes 364 amino acids. The transcript has 4 exons. Gene Ontology annotation, molecular function: metal ion binding; acid phosphatase activity. The record is from RefSeq and is a predicted model, not a curated record.
CGCUCGAUUCCUUUAUAACCCCUUUCACGAUUGUUUACGCCCCGCUCCCCUAUAAAAACUAUCUAAAAAGAGGUUAUCGAUACAUGAUCCUUUUGCUGCAGUAUCCAUGUUGAAACUAUCCGCUUUGCUGCUGCUGCUUGCAACUAUCACCACGACUACGCUGGUUUCGGCAUAUACAAUCAUGGUUCCACGCCAGGAAGACCAACAGUUUCCUGGUGGACCAGGCAUGUGGCCUGAGCCCGAUCGCUAUAACACCUAUCCCGAGGUUGACUGGAACCGCACCUACGGCGCAUUCGAGCCCCAACAAAUCCACCUUUCCCUUGCUGACGAAUCCAAGUACGCUCGUGUCGAGUUCGCUACCUUGUCCCCUGCUGAGCAGAGCAUGUUCAAGUACUGGCCCAAGAAGCAUAAUAAAUCUGCCGAGGCCAUCCGUACUGAGGUAAUAUAUAAACUAUACAAGGGGAUUGACCAAAAAUAACUUUGUUUAUAUUUUGUGAGAUGUGGGAGUUUGUUGAUGAGGGAGAAGCACAUCGCACUAUCUCGUUACAUCAAGCCAAAACAAAAAGACUUCGUCCGGCCACUGUCUACUGCUACCAAGUGGGUGCCUAUGGUGAUUCAACAUGGAAGUGGUCAUCGGUUUAUGAAUUUCACACUGCGUCUAAGGGGAAAGAGUUCAGCUUUUUGGCAAUAGCAGAUAUUGGGCUCAAUAACGCUGUCGCUUUGCCCCAACUCAUCGAAUUGUCUAAAACCCACAGGUAUGAUUUCAUGACUUUGUCGGGAGAUCAGGCAUACGACAUGAAAGACUUUGAUGGUAGAAAGGGAGAUCAAUACAUGAACUUGAUGCAAGAGGUGUGGAGCCAAGUACCUUAUUUGGGCGUACCUGGGAACCACGAAGGUGCAUACAACUACUCGCACUACAAGAACCGGUUCAAGAACGUUCCUUUUGAGGAUUCGAACUUUGACAACUCACUCAUGUACAGCUUCAACUACAAGUCGCUUCAUCUUGUAUCUUUCUCUACUGAAGUUUACUUUGAUGGAACUGACGAGAUGAUCCAGACCUCUAUCAACUGGCUCGAAGAGGAUCUUGCUGAGGCCAACAAGCACCGAAAGCAGCGCCCUUGGAUCAUUUUGAUCACCCAUCAUCCCGUCUACUGCAGUGCUCCCAACUCUGAAGAUUGUGCAUCAAAUGCAGCGCGUAUCCGUGACGGCCCUGUGAACAGCGUAACUCAAGAACAUUGGGGAGGACUUGAACCCGUGCUUUUGAAACACGAUGUAGAUCUUUAUCUUACUGGUCAUGUCCAUAACUACGAGCGAACAUUGCCAGUCGCAAAAGGCAACAUCGCUGGGAAUGGCUCGUUCCACAACGCAGCUUCAUAUGUUGAGGUUAUUAACGGCAAUGCUGGUCCUCCUGAAGCUACUGUUAUAUUUAACACCACUGGUCCGUAUGCGGAUUGGUCUGCUGUACGCUAUGACAGUUAUGGCUAUUCCACAGUUAAAAUCACCCCUUCGUCGCUUACUUUCACACACCACCAAGUACGCCUUGAUGGCUCACUUGGAAACGUCGUAGAUACUUUUACCUUGACGAAGAGCUAAGCUUCAAAGAUAAUGCUAGUUACCACUUAUAUAGUAGCACAAGUAUCCUACCAUACCACCAUAAAGCUUAGGCUACGAGCGAAAUAUCAUAUAUCAUAUAAGAUGC